Branchiostoma belcheri (Belcher's lancelet) is the source of this 450-nucleotide messenger RNA. Its product is annotated as YTH domain-containing protein 2-like. The transcript has 5 exons. Gene Ontology annotation, cellular component: nucleoplasm. The record is from RefSeq and is a predicted model, not a curated record. Bases 1 to 450 code for a protein of 149 amino acids. Gene Ontology annotation, biological process: mRNA splicing, via spliceosome; regulation of mRNA splicing, via spliceosome. Lineage: Eukaryota; Metazoa; Chordata; Leptocardii; Amphioxiformes; Branchiostomatidae. Gene Ontology annotation, molecular function: mRNA binding; N6-methyladenosine-containing RNA reader activity.
AUGAGCCAGGGUAUCUGGGCAACUACGCCUAGCAACGAGAAGAAACUCAACAAGGCUUUUAAAGAUUGCCAGAAUGUGUACCUGGUCUUCUCGGUUCAAGGUAGUGGGCACUUCCAAGGGUAUGCUCGCAUGGCGUCCUCCAUCAGUAAGGACAAGGUUCCUGAGUUCAGUUCAGCCUCCCUGGGAGGGGCCUUCCAGAUAGAGUGGAUUAAAAGAAUGAGCAUCCCAUUCCAAGCUGCCCACCACCUCUUGAACCCAUGGAAUGAGAACAAGAAGGUCCAGAUCAGUAGGGAUGGUCAGGAGAUCGAGCCGCAGGUAGGCGAGCAGCUGCUGAAGGCGUGGGACCGUCCUGUCACCAUCCUGAACAGGAGUCCAGGCAGCAGUCGCCCCUCCUCACGACCUUCCUCAGGACCGCCCUCCAAAAACAUCCUCCCCACAGGGGUCGCCUAA